Messenger RNA from Lichtheimia ornata, 549 nucleotides. RefSeq lists its product as uncharacterized. The transcript has a single exon. The record is from RefSeq and is a predicted model, not a curated record. The coding region runs from base 1 to 549 and encodes 182 amino acids. NCBI's taxonomy places the organism in Eukaryota, Fungi, Mucoromycota, Mucoromycetes, Mucorales, Lichtheimiaceae.
AUGGCAUCGUAUUGGUAUUCAACGGACGGCAUGGAUCACAAACGACUAUCCGAUCGGCACCUCGAGUUAUUGGACAAGGCAUUUGAAGGAAAAAAACGAGUGGAAAUCCAUGAUCAGCAAGCAUUUGGCAAUGCAGCUGCUAUAGCUGAUCCAUUUCUUGGCACCAUGACAGCAGGCGAUAUUCAUUACGGUCUUUACAGAAACCCAACUUUACGAGUCAUGAUGGAUGAUGAUGAUACAAGCAUGGAUUCGCUUGUGAUGCUUGAUAGCACCACUUUAAUGCUUGAUGCAUAUCAACAAUCAACCCUAUCAUCAAAUGUUCAGCAUCAACAACAACGAUAUCAAGAUGAUCAUUGGGUUCUUGUUGCAUCAGAUCGACAUGCCUCAUCUUUGGUGGGGCAACGACGGCCAUCUGCAGGAAAGGCGGUACCACACCAUCAGCAAUCGGCAAGCAACAACACCAACAAUCCUCUAGGGAGUAUGUCUAGAACCAAUAAUCGGCGAGAUGUGCCACCUGAAGAAGAAUGUGCAUGCUGUAUCAUUAGCUAA